Mercenaria mercenaria is the source of this 4659-nucleotide messenger RNA. Its product is annotated as protein rolling stone-like. The coding region runs from base 153 to 1073 and encodes 306 amino acids. The record is from RefSeq and is a predicted model, not a curated record. Gene Ontology annotation, cellular component: membrane. Lineage: Eukaryota; Metazoa; Mollusca; Bivalvia; Venerida; Veneridae. The transcript is spliced from 5 exons.
CUAAUCGCCCGUUUCUGCGGACAGAUUUUAAACCUACCAGGAAGCGGAAAUGCCUUUUGAGAAGAAGGUCAAGGUCAACUUUGUAAUAUCGUGAGAAUUAGGCAAUAUGUUUUAUUUUUGACAAAAUGAGAGGGCAAAGCUAAAGUUCAAGAAUGAUGAUCAAAAUAUCCUUGCGGCUUGUGAGGGCCACACAAGAGGGUAUGGAUCUUGCCCAGCGGGCAGUACGUACUUACACUAGAUAUGCAUACUACUCAUUCCGUGACAGAAAGGGGAGACAAACAAAAGGCUCCAAGACAUCACCAGUAGAUGGACCAAGGCACAGUCUAAUGUAUAGUGAAGUUGAACAUUUCUUACUAUCUCAGUGGAGUGAUAACCCUGUACCUUACGCUAUAUAUCGUACCCUGGUGGCAGCAUUCUUCUUCCUGAUGGUGUUUUACACAGCUAUAUAUGGAGUUCUGGGUGCCAAAAUGGUGAUAAUGCUCACAUACUGGUCAUUUUACAUCCUAGUAGCUUGUCAGAUACUGCGGGCAGUGAACUGCUGGUAUUACAUCUCCCUCAGGAAACAAGGAAAAGAUGUACGUGCUCAUCUACAGAACAAACGGCGCAUGAAGUUACAAUGGCUGUUACACAAUCUAGGAAGUGAUGCUGCUCCUUUAGUUUCUGUACUAUUCUGGACCAUAGCUUAUGAUGGAAGUGGAGUUACGUUAGUCAAUUGCACCACACACGGUAUCAAUGCAGUAUUUGUUCUGGUUGACACCCUGAUAUCACGUACUCCAGUGAGAAUGCUGCACCUAUAUCAGAGCUCCUGUAUGGGCCUUAUUUACAUGUUGUUUAGUUACAUGUACCACUUGGCAGGAGGAACCAAUCACAAAGGGGAACCAUACAUCUACAAACCUCUAGAUUACACAAAUAACUUUAGGGUGGCAAUUUCAACAGCUCUAGUAUCAAUAUUUCUUGUAGCACCUCUAAUCCAUUGUUGGAUUUUCUUCCUAUAUAGAUUCAGAUUAUUUAUACAUAGGUAUCUUAAGGCAGUGGAGAAGAGAGUUGACAACUUGUGUGAGAAAGCACUGUAGACAAAUUGAGUACAUGUAUUAGUGUAAUCCAGAUAACGGUUUUCUAACACUUACGUUUCUGGUAAUUAUGUCUCCCACACCACUCUGUGGUGGGAGACAUAUUGAUUUACUCCUUUCUGUGUGUGUGUCUGUCCGUCCGUCUGUCACAAAUCUUGUCCACACUCUAAGUCGAACAUUUCUCAUCCAUCUUCACCAAACUUUAACAAAAUGUGUUUGCCAGUAAGUCCUCAGCCAAGUUCGAUCACUAGUCAAAUUGGCCCAGGCACUUUGGAAUAAUGGCCCUUGAAUUACCAAAAAUCACUCCGGUCUUGGGGACAUGAAGGACCGAUAUGCUACUAAUGUGAAUAGUAGUAUAUAGGUACUUUAUGCCCAAAGAUUUAAUCAUGUCAGAUUAUUAGGUAGUCAAGGUCUUGGUACAUGGUUGACUCAUAAGACCACCCAUGGUUCUUUGUACAACUGGUCUUAUUAGCGGUCUGGUCUGAUUAGUGGACAAGGCUAUACGGGGAAGGUCUGGCAGAUAAUAACACAUUGGAAUACAAUUAAGACGCAAUAAUGGCAAACACAGUGUUCAAUUUAUAUGUAGCUUUAUUUUCUUACAGAUCAAACUGUGUAUUAAUUAAGGACGCACUUAACUGAUAAUGAUUUGAAUUUUGUUCAAUUAAAGACAAUUACAACAAUGUCAAACCUUUUCAGACUUCAUUCUCCGCUGAAAUCCCAAACGUAUUUACAUUGAUAAUAACAAACAAACACCGUUUAGAUCUAAUUAAAUCCGUUUUAAUCCAGUCAAUUCGAUCAGCGGGCAUCCGUCUAAUUACAAACAAAUUAAUUAUUUCAACAAUUUCUUAUGUUAAAAUAGCAAUGUAAAACACCAAACAUCUUUAAAUAACAAUUUCAGACAAUCAAACAGUUUGAUACAUUGUUUUGAUAACUAUAAAGACUUGUUAGCAAUUAACGGAUAAAUACACAAUGUACACGCUUAACGUGUUAACACGGUGUCGUAUGUGUUAAUUCUCACCGCGAUUCGCGAUAACAUACAGAAACAUUUGAGUGGUCGUAAUUGCGGUGAUUAAUUAAGUGUGAAAAAAUCAAACAGUUCUGAAAUUAGUGGUCGCAUUAGUGGAUUAGCGGUCUGGUCGCAUUUUCGGACAAGCGACCAUUGGUUUUAAGAAGGAAAUAUUUCGUUCUUUGCAAAAUCGGUCGUAUUAGCUGUGCGGUCGUAAUUUCGGCGUGGUCGUAAGUAGGAAUUUUACUGUACUACUAUUCAGAUGCUUAGGCAGUUGUGGGAGACAUGCGCUUUUCUCAAAAGUAGCCCUAGUUUAAUUGAUGCAUGUCAUAUUGCUGCAGCUUUUUUCUUAAACCUGCAUUAGCAGCCAUCUAUAUUUAGCGGGUACUUGCCUUAAACAGCCAGUUGGUUUACUUCAUCAAUUGAUAUUUUGUUUUUAUUUCUACAUGUCUGAAGAAGCCACAUAAUGUCACUUUCAUGGCUAGCUGCUUGAUACAAAUUUUGACUGUAUAACAGUUCAUAUCUAGUCUGGUUCCAGGGUUAUAAAACUGAGUUUGGAGCCCAGUCUAAGAAUGAAAUUUAUGCAUUGGUCAGUUUCAGCAGCUACAUGAUUGGAGCUAUAUGCUGGCUUAUUUUAGACUUAACUCCAAAGACAGAUUUAUAACCUUGAACCCUUUAUUUUUCAGGGUGUCUUAGCUUCAGCACACGUUUCUUUCUCACUAAUGAGCCAUGUAUAAACAUGUUUAAUGAAAGGGUUGAUCAAAAAUAGAAUUUAGGAAACAAUGUGUUUUUAACUUUAGGUACCUGACAUUAAUGUUCUGUUUUGUUUAUCUUUGUAACAGAAUCUUAACAUGUACAUGAAAUGUUAAGUAAUAUAUGUACAUGAAAAAGUGAUUGAAUCGCUUGUACCCAUGUUCUGUAAAAUGAGGAAACAUUUAAGCACAUACUUGUAUUUUUUAACUGUAAACUGGAUUAUUUAAUAGUCACUUAUAGUAUAGAUGUAUGGCUAAAAGACAGAGGAAUAUUUUUUUGUAAUUGUAUUUAUUCCAAGUGUACAAAUUUGAAAGCUUGCUAUGUGUUUUAUAUAACUGAAAUAGUACAUUUUUGGACUGUAAUGCUUAUGUAUUUAAAUUGCAUUCCAUGCUGUAGCCCAAGUUGUUAGUCUUAUUGUGAAUGGAAUGUAAUUGUAAAUUAUAUACAUGUAUCAGCCUUUAUUAUCACAGAAAAUGCAAAAUUUUACAUAUUGUUCUUCACUACCUUACAAAAUUCACAAAGGAUGCACACCAACAAUUUAUCCAAGUUUUAUAUAUUUCUGAUCAGUAAGAAGAAUAAUCUUCAACUUCAAGUUGGUCUGAGUAUUAGUCAAGAACCAGACUGAUACAAAAACACUUUAGACAAUCAGUGGAACAGUAAAAUCUGUUGAAUAAUCAUUUAUUUGUAAUGUAUUUAUUUUAGCUAUUGUCACUAACUGACAGCAUUCACAAAAGAAAUUUGUUACAGUUUGCUGUUAUUGUGGUUCUUAUUGUAUUAAUAGUCACAAGAUGUGCAUUACUUUGUGAACUUAUUCUUAUCUAAAACAACAGUGAAUUUUCAGUCUUGUUAAAUAUUCUUAUUUUACCGUUAGCCUUUAGAAGCAAAAUUUAAUAGACUAUUAAAUUUUACUAUUAUAGUAUGUAAAGGAUAGGAUACGUUGUAUAGAAUGUAUAGGAUAUAAGGUCAGUUGUGUUAGAUUACUAGUCAUCCUUUCCUUCAUGAGUCAGUGUGCUUUCCCAGUUAACUGACAGUAAAUUGAGCACAUAUCUGUGAAUCGAAAUGUUAUGAGCACAGAUGAGACAUAAUAUUAUGUUCUCCAUGACAGAAGAUAAGUUGUCCUCGAUCUCGAAGUCAUACGAGGAACUUGCCAGUAACUUGUGGAGAACAAAUGAGUACUGGUGCGGAUCCAGGAACGUUGUAACAGUAUUAGGUUAUCUGGCCGCUGUUACAAACUAAAAUACUGUUGAGAAACGGCAUUACAACUCCCAUGAACAGCAUACUGCAAGGAAAGAGACAUACAUGUAGUUUGAAAUGUUAUUAAUUUAAGUGGGAACAUUCCAAAGACAAAUCGUGUGUGCCUACCACCAAGUGUCUUAGUUUAUUUGAUUUAGCUCACGUUUGAUGACUUAUUGAUAGUGAUAUCUAUGUGAUAUGAUGAAAAUUUGUACCAUCUUAUAUAUUUUCUACACCAUCGUAUCACACUUGUGUGAAUGGCAUCCUCACAUCAGAGUAUUUAGCAUUGAACUCCUUUUGCCAAAUCUUUAUGUUAUGAAUGUAUUUGUCAGCCACCUUUCCCCAAAAAUGAAGAAAAAUGAGGAGAAAGAUUUGCUCUUUUUCAAUCUGAAAAUAUUGGUGAUUUUGAAAAAUUACUAAAAAGCACUCGAACAUGUGCAGAUAAGUAGGGAUUGGUUAACAAUGGUCAUUCUGCUUUGAAGAAAAAAGGACCAGUUUUACAUUUCAGACAUCUCUGUGUAUGAAAAGAAUUGAAGUUAUUACAAAUAUCUGUACAUGAGUACUACUAUUUAUAGUAAUUGUUGCCUAUGUAGAAAA